This is a messenger RNA of Paracoccidioides brasiliensis Pb18, 423 nucleotides long. RefSeq lists its product as uncharacterized. The coding region runs from base 1 to 423 and encodes 140 amino acids. The transcript has a single exon. The record is from RefSeq and is a predicted model, not a curated record.
AUGCCAGGUUGGGCCUGGAGGGGCUCUCCCUCCUUCCAUCACCCAUUCGCUGGGCGCCCCUUCCCGACGGUUCCUCCUGCCCAGAUACCACGGGGAUGCCAGUGUGUCUUCCUCCCCACCCACCACUGGCAGAGGCAGAGGCAGAGGCAGAGGCAGAGGCAGCGGCAGCGCCAAGUCGACUCCACUCUACUCAAUGGAACAAUCUCUCUCUGCUGCAGCUGCCGUCCCUCGCAGCGGAAGAACUCCUCUCCCGGCUCUCCACCUCCUGCUACCGCCCUGCACUCCUUGUCACUUCUCCCUAUACUUUCUACUGCUGCAACACUACUACACUACCACUACGACUAUCACUCCUCCUACUACCACUACCACUGCCACUGCCACUCCCACUCCUACCACUCCUCCUACUACUCUUUCCAUGCCUGA